Molecule: messenger RNA, 1004 nt
Organism: Thecamonas trahens ATCC 50062
Lineage: Eukaryota; Apusomonadida; Apusomonadidae
Product: substrate carrier family protein S
Exons: 2
Coding region: 1-771 (256 amino acids)
Biological process (GO): transmembrane transport
Molecular function (GO): transmembrane transporter activity
Source: RefSeq, a predicted model, not a curated record
AUGCAGACGGCGAGUGAGGAAGCCGGGGCUGGGGUGCGGCCGGGUAUUGUCUCGCUGCUCCGGCAGAUUGUGGCCGAAGAGGGCGUGGUGGGCCUCUUCCGCGGCGUUUACGCGCCGCUCGCCGGAGCGAUGAUGGAGAACUCUGUGGCCUUUGCGUCGAACGAGUACAUCAAAGUCCUGCUCGGGCUCAAAGACGACGAGUCGACCACGCCGCUUGGCAUGCUGUGGCUGUCUGGGGCCGGGACGGCGCUCCCGGUCUCGUUGGUCACCUCGCCUACCGAGCUGAUCAAAACGGUGAUGCAGGUGAACCGCGGAACGGGCUCGUACUACUCGACGUUCAAGCUUGUGGUCGACUCGGGUGCCCGUCCGUUGGGCAUCACCCACGGGUGGACGGUGACUGCGCUCCGCGAGAUGGCGUUCUACGGUGUGUACUUUGCCUCGUACGAGGGAAGCAAGCGCGGCCAACUGACGGCCGGUGGCGUCGCCGGCUGCGUCGGCUGGACCAUCUCGUACCCGGUCGACAUCAUCAAGUCGCGGGUCCAGGCCAUGGGCCACCUCCCGCCAGGUACCGCCGACUCGCGCAUCGCCUCGGUCGCUGCCACCCUCUACCGACGCGGCGGAUUCAAGGCCUUCUACCGCGGCCUCGGCACCACCCUCAUCCGCGCCUUUCCCGUCAACGCCGCUACGUUUGCCGCCUAUGAGCUCGCCAUGUCGGUCCUCUCCUCCGAUGUGGCCCCUAUCAUCUCGCCCUCGCCCGAGCCUGCGCUGUGACUCACUGGCCUGCUCUUCGGCCCAUCGACUUAUCAGCCCUCGCACUCUCUCCGUCACCUCACCGCCAUUGCACCGCCACCACACCCAUUCAUCGAUCGCCUCGCACUCCCUCCGCCACCUCACCGCCACCACAACCACCAAACCCAUUUCGCCCGUCCAACGCACAGCACCGCACCGCACCGCCCCGCACCGCACGUUGUCCCUGUAUUCGUUCCGCCGAAAAGCGACACACC